AUGGCUGUCACGCAGUUCAAACUCCCAGAUUUCUGGUCCAAUGAUCUCGAGCUAUGGUUCAUCCACAUCGAAGCCCUGUUCUCCACAAGAAACAUCAGAAGUGACGCAACGAUAUACGGAGCCGUGGUUGCUGCCCUAGGUUCUGAUGUCCUGAAGGAGAUGUCCGACAUCCUCAGAGCACCACCGCCUGCAGAUAAGUACCAAAAUCUUAAGGCCAUGCUCCUCAAGCGUUUCACCGACUCAGUUGAUCGCCAGCUAUACAAACUCUUGACAGAAAUGCAGCUAGGCAUGAAGAAACCAAGUCAACUCCUCAAAGAGAUGGGAACUCUUGCUGGGAUGAAAGCUAGUGAAGAGCUUCUUCGCAGCAGGUGGCUGGCCCUAUUACCUGUCAUGGUGGCCAAUAUUCUCAAGACUGUCGCAAACAAUUCCACUCUCGAUCAGCUUGCUGAGGCAGCCGACAGCGUCAUGGAGAAUCACACCAGUUCCCAGGUCCUGUCAACAAGCUUCCAGUCCAUGGCUCUCAACAAUCAGCCCAUGGCACCCAGUGUUCAGCAGUCCAUGCCUUUCAACACACAGGCCUUCGCAUCCUCCACCCAGCCCAUGCUCGCUCAGGGUCAGGUCAUGGCAGCCAGUCACACUCCCUAUCAGAGACAGGCCAGCAACAUCACGGUCGAACAGAGGUUGAGUGAGCUUGAGAGGACGGUAGCAAAUCUAGCAGCAUCAAUCAGCAGCCUGACUGCUAAAUUAGCAGGUGGAAGACCACGAUCUCGAUCACGAUCCCGAACUCCAGAACCACCAGACCACUGCUUCUAUCAUCAGAGAUUCGGUGCCAGGGCCGUCAAGUGCCUCCAGCCUUUCCAGACGAUUGGCGGCAGCGCUCAAGUCAUUCCGUCCAUCAAAGAGGAGCGUCUUCACGUUUACGAUAGGUCUUCACACACCAGAUUCCUCGUCGACUCUGGCUCCGUCGUAUCAGUGCUACCACGAGCCUUAGUCAAACAAAAACUACAACCAUCAGACUUCAAACUCUUUGCUGCCAACUCUACCAGUAUUGCAACUUACGGACUUCAGCCGAUUACACUCAACCUUGGUCUUCGUGAAGCAUUUUUCUGGCCUUUCAUCGUUGCGGAUGUACAGUCUGCAAUCAUAGGGACUGAUUUUAUUGUUCACUUUGGGUUGAUGAUAGACAUAAAAAAGUAUCGCCUUAUCGAUCCUCUCACAUCCCUAUCACCAACUGGAGAACUUGUUGAAACCUCAGAUUUCGGCAUCUCAACAAUGGAUCAGCACUCAUUCUCCAACUCCGUUCAUGAGGGUAAGUACUCCGACAUCACCAAACCAGCUGUCUCUGCAGCCUCUCACAACCCGGCAGGUGUGGCACACUACAUCGUCACCACAGGACCUCCGGUUGUCGAUCGAUUUCGCAAACUAGCUGGUGAGAAACUCAAAGUUGCAAGGGACGACAUCAACAUGCUGCUAGAGCUUGGUGUUAUACGACCGUCUAGUAGUCAAUGGGCUAGUCCCAUCCACAUGGUGGAAAAAAAGCUCGGAGGCUGGCGCACCACCGGUGAUUUCCGGCGACUCAACGCACAGACAGUCCCGGAUCGCUACCCAGUACCUUAUCCUGAGGAUAUUUUCCAGCACCUGCACGGUAAGAAAAUAUUCUCGACCAUCGAUCUGGUACGCGCCUACCACCAAAUCGAAUUUCUGGGAAUGCCUCCUGGACUCCGCAACGCAUCUCGGACAUUCCAACGGCACAUGGACAACAUCUUGAGAGGUCUGGACUUCGUUGGCUGUUACAUAGAUGACCUCAUUGUGGCUUCUGAAACCCAUGAGGAGCAUCUCCAGCACCUCCAGCAAGUCUUCUCCAUUUUACGUCAGCACAAGCUAUCGCUGAACACCAGCAAGUGGGAGUUUGGAAAAGAGGAAGUGACCUACCUGGGCUACACGAUCAACAAGGAUGGAUACAAAGCUCCUAGCUCACGUGUGGAGGCAAUCAUCUCCUUCCCCAGGCCAGAGACUGUCACUGACCUUCGCCGAUUUCUUGGAAUGGUCAAUUACUACCGCAAGAGCAUUCCUCACGCUGCUGAGUCCCAAGCAUCGCUUAAUGGCUUCAUCACUCACUCCAAAAAAACGACAAAUCUAAGAUCGAGUGGACCCCUGACACCGAAGAAGCUUUGGAGGCCUGCAAGCAGAGUCUAG
Messenger RNA from Diachasma alloeum, 2196 nucleotides. RefSeq lists its product as uncharacterized. Bases 1 to 2196 code for a protein of 731 amino acids. The transcript is spliced from 2 exons. NCBI's taxonomy places the organism in Eukaryota, Metazoa, Arthropoda, Insecta, Hymenoptera, Braconidae. The record is from RefSeq and is a predicted model, not a curated record.